AAUAAAGUGUACACACCUGCAAGAGGAACCUGGUUUACACUCCUAUCAGCCCGUACUGAUAAGUCAUCAUGUCUCGCUACACGCUACACUACUUUGACGUUCCUGCUCGGGGUGAAGCUAUUCGACUGGCUUUUUAUAUCGGGGGAAUCGAGUAUGAAGACCGCAUCGUAUCUUUUAGCGAUUUAACCGAAUGGCAACUGAUGAAGCAGGAUGUGCUUACUGGCAAAGAUAAAGAUGUUGGUAAAAUGCCAUUCCUUCCUUGGUUGGAGAAAGACGGGAAAUUCAUUUCACAAAGUGGUGCCAUACUUCGAUACAUAGGCCGAGAGACAGGAUUGUGUGGAGCAAACAGCUGGGAAACGGCUCAGGUAGACAAUAUAUCCGACACUAUCGACGAUCUUAUCACGUUGGGUUUAAGUAAAGUCUACCAUGCAACUUCUGAAGAAAAGCCGAAAGUAGCAUUGACGUUUUUCGAAGGUGACUUUAAAAACAUCGUCGGGGCAUUGGAAAAGGUGUUGUCGGCUAACUACGGUGGGAAAAAGUUCUGCGUUGGCAAGAAACUCACCUACGCCGAUCUAAUGGUUUUCGUAUACUUAAAUAUGUUUGAUACAAUGGUAGCUCCUCACCUUAAAGGCAAGGAUCCUUACAAGACCAUUCCUUUGACAAAAUCGCUGAGAGAUAGAGUUGGUUCUCUUCCUAAAGUCAAAGAAUAUUACACAGUUCGGGAAAAUAACAACAAACCCAAUAGUCUAACUUAAAAAUAGGUGGAGUCGGGCAAACAUAUACCAGCCUUGAACUUUUUUUCCUCGGGAGAAACGGGUCGAUUGCGCCUGUCAAUCAAUUGCUGCGAACGUGCGUAUAUGAUCACGGGUCAUGCAUUCCUUUCUUACUUCGUUAAGCAAUGUAUUUUUGGGUAUUCCAUCAGAAGUUUUACAUCUAUCCUACCACGAGGUGUAGUGAUGAUACAUUGCGUUUAACAUGUGCCGCUUUAUUUUUGCUCGAAUUACGUAAUUUUAAUGAUAGCGUUUUCCAAAUGCAAAAUUUAUCUAUCAGAUACAGAUACGAUUUAUUUGGUUAUUAUUAUUAUUAUUAUUAUUUUCAUUUCUUUUCACUCGUUCUUGCCUUUGUACAUAUGCUUUUAUGAUAGCCAGGUAAAAAAAAACUGCCCAAAUAUUAUCAUAUUAUGAUUUUUAAAAAAAAAGUUAUUAUUCAUUUAUCCAAGUUUAUAAAUGACGUUACAGUCAUUCCUGGAUGUGUGCGUGACAUGUACGAUUGCAAACAAUGCGUCACUACACUUAAAGAAAGGUUACAGAGAGGUCAUUCAAGUUCACAUGUGUACGUUACUCACAGGGAAGGGUGUGGAAUUCGAGCAUUAUAAUGAGUAUUGCUUGCAUGCAUUCAUUUUGAUUACACGGCGCCCGUUCUACAGGGUCCUCGUUAGUAACAUACCCGUGACCUUCCUUUUAUAAAAAAAGGGAAUAUUAUUUUCUGCAUUCUGAUAAAAUCCACCGUAUUUAACAUUGACGAACUUCCAUUUGUGAUUGUAUUUUAUAUUUAUUGUAAAUGUAAUAGUAUUAUAUUAUAAACCGAUUUCUUUCUCGGUUUUUGACGACAAGAUAUUUUCAGAAAUGUUGAUUUUUUAGAAUGUGGCGAUUUUGAGGAAAAAUGAAUUAAACCAUCCCAGUGCCUCCCAGGGCAAGCCUUUACACAGGUUAUUUGGGAUCUAUCUUUUCUACCAAUAUUAAUUUAUCCAAUACAGUAUAUCGAAGAGUGUCAUAUUUUUUUUUUGGAAAAAGGAUAUUUCAUGUAACGUAUGUUCAGAUCAUAGCAAAUAAAGCUUACGAUAUCUAAAAAAAA
Messenger RNA from Saccoglossus kowalevskii, 1854 nucleotides. Its product is annotated as glutathione S-transferase-like. Gene Ontology annotation, biological process: glutathione metabolic process. Lineage: Eukaryota; Metazoa; Hemichordata; Enteropneusta; Harrimaniidae. The record is from RefSeq and is a predicted model, not a curated record. Gene Ontology annotation, molecular function: glutathione transferase activity.